Molecule: messenger RNA, 1164 nt
Organism: Ceratosolen solmsi marchali
Lineage: Eukaryota; Metazoa; Arthropoda; Insecta; Hymenoptera; Agaonidae
Gene: NiPp1
Product: nuclear inhibitor of protein phosphatase 1
Exons: 7
Coding region: 127-1155 (342 amino acids)
Molecular function (GO): protein binding
Source: RefSeq, a predicted model, not a curated record
UUCGUCAUUUAAAUUUUGCAUUACAUUUAAACAAAAGCUGAAAUCACAAGUUUCUACAAAAGCAUAAUGAAUUGAAUCAAAUUUUAAAUAAUUGAAGAAAUUCAUAUUAUAUUUUGUUCUAUAAAUAUGGCAAAUCAUUAUGAAGUUCCAAAUUGGGCUGGAAAACCCCCUAUUGGCUUACAUUUGGAUGUUCUAAAGGGUGAGAAACUAAUUCAGAAAUUAAUGGUAGAUGAAAAAAAGUGUUACCUGUUUGGUCGCAAUCAACAAUUAAAUGAUUUUUGUAUUGACCAUGCAUCUUGCUCAAGAGUUCAUGCAGCUCUUGUGUACCAUAAACAUCUAAAUAGAACAUUUUUAGUUGAUUUAGGAAGUACUCAUGGAACUUAUAUUGGUAGUAUGCGUUUAGAAUCACAAAAGCCUACCCAAUUACCAAUUGAUAGUGGUUUUCAUUUUGGAGCAUCCACACGUUAUUAUGUUAUCAGAGAAAGACCACAAACUGGAAUAAGAGCAAUAAUUGAUGAACUGGAAAAAAAUAACGAUGAUCAAGAUACCGGUGGCUUGCUAGGAUUACCUGAAACCGAAACCGAACUUGAUAAUUUAACAGAAUUCAAUACUGCUCAUAACCGAAGAAUUUCUAUGUUGGGUAUAACCGAUGAUGAAAUUCAUAAAACUACAAGAAAACGUAAAAAAAAAGGUAUUACUUUUAAUGAUGACGAAGAAAUUAUAAAUCCUGAAGAUGUUGAUCCAUCUGUAGGUAGAUUUCGUAAUUUGAUUCAAACAACAGUUGUUCCUAGCAAAAGAAUGAGAAUGGAAGGUGGAUUAAUAUCUCUCUCGGAAGAAACAACCAAUUCUAUAAAGCACAUGCAACCAACAUCUGCUGUACAACCACUAUACCAUAAUUUACCUCCAGAACAAUUUUCAUCUACAUCUCAGAAUCUAUUUUCAAUUGCCUUAACAUCAUUAACAUCAAGGUUAGGCAUAGGAUUACCAAAUCCAGCACCUGAAGUAGAAAUGAUACCUAACCAAAUACAAGUAGAACCUGUACAUGCUACUGAAGUUAAUGGUUCGAUAGAACCUCAUUCAAUGGAACCAAAAAAGAAAAAAUAUGCAAAAGAAGCAUGGCCAGGAAAAAAGCCAUUGCCAACUCUUUUAGUAUAACAAAUAACA